Messenger RNA from Scomber japonicus (chub mackerel), 1044 nucleotides. RefSeq names its product chromosome 1 C16orf87 homolog (gene hdip1). The transcript is spliced from 4 exons. The record is from RefSeq and is a predicted model, not a curated record. Lineage: Eukaryota; Metazoa; Chordata; Actinopteri; Scombriformes; Scombridae. Bases 199 to 663 code for a protein of 154 amino acids.
UCUAGCAGUUUUAAUGUAUAUGUGCUGUGCUGGAGUGUUGUAUGUCGGGUGUUGUCAUAUCACUACACCGCACUGUGUUUAUUGUAUGUGUUUGUUAGGAAACGUCGGAGUAAACCUUUAGCCGUCCAUGUAUUACAGAGAGCAGUUAUAACCAACAGACAGCUAUCAGCGUGAGGCUGGAGGAAACACACUAACGUUAUGUCGGCAAAUAAAACAAAGAAAGUCAAAAUGGCUACUAAAUCCUGUCCUGAAUGCGACCAACAGAUUCCAGUGGCGUGUAAGUCCUGCCCGUGUGGUUAUGUGUUCAUUAGCAGAAAACUCCUAAAUGCCAAGAUAAAUGAACGCUCCUCUCCAACCAUAGCAGACAAGCUGGACUCUAAGAGGAGGAGGACAGAACGCAUUCGCAGAGACCGGAUUGACUCUCCUUUAAGUAGUGACAUGGAGAACAGGAGAAGAUCCCGGGCCAACAGCCAAUCAGAUCCAAUCCGGAGGGGACGGGGCAGACCAAAAACAGUAGGACUUAAGAAACAAGAAGAGGAGAAAGAGAAACAGGAGAAGGAAGUGGAUAUUUACGCCAGUCUUUCUGACGAGAAAGCUUUUGUGUUCUCCGUGGCCUUGGCUGAGAUCAACCGCAAGAUCCUGGGUCAAACACUCAUCUUAUAGACUAAAGGCUGAAUAAGUGAGAAACCCAGCACAGAGGACCUAUCAUAGGAAAAACUACCAAAUGGCAAGAGGAUGACCAAAGAAGCCAGAAGUGGCGGAAGCUGAACUUUGACCUGGACGUGUUUCCAUUUGGACGACCUAAUGAGAUGCAGAGAAGGGUUUCAUUUAGGAGAGUGAGAGACUGAACAAUGAUACACUCAUAUGAAAUAAAUAGACUGUUAUCAGGUGAUCAUCUCCAGCAGACCUGAGCUCCACAUUAACAGAAGGAACCAUGACAUUAUCAAUCAAGUGUUAUCUUAUGAACUGAAGAUGAUGCCUCUGUCAUUCACUUUGAAAUAGCAGUUGUUGAAAAUGCAAUAAAGAUUUUUUUGGGGAUUGCCA